This is a messenger RNA of Puntigrus tetrazona (Sumatra barb), 1114 nucleotides long. RefSeq names its product clarin 2 (gene clrn2). The record is from RefSeq and is a predicted model, not a curated record. The transcript has 3 exons. NCBI's taxonomy places the organism in Eukaryota, Metazoa, Chordata, Actinopteri, Cypriniformes, Cyprinidae. The coding region runs from base 1 to 702 and encodes 233 amino acids.
AUGCCAACUCUCUGGAAACAGAUCGUGUUCUCCUUCGCUUCCAUACUCAGCAUCGGCUCUGUGGUGCUUCUGGUCGUGGCGCUGGCCACGGAGCGCUGGGUCACCGGGACCACGCUGUGUCAGACCGGGGUGGAUCUGGUGAACGCGUCGAGGCCGGAGCUCGAGCAGUUCACGGGACACAUUUACUACGGCCUCUUUCAGGGCGGGAAAACACGAAGAUGCGGGCUCGGGAUCCGCCGCUCCAAAAUAUACAUUUUCCCAAGGCUCAUCAAAAAAAUCAACAGUGGUCUUCACAUGAUCAUUAUUUUCUUCCUUUUCACUGCUAUUGGCUUUGCAGUGGUCAGUUUAGCUUUCUGUAUAUAUAACGCCAGAAAAGUUCCUUAUCAGUCUAUUAAAGGACCUUUUGGCCUCUACAUCUGGAAUUUCACUGCAGCUCUGUUCAGUGCAAUGGGCUUUGCGUGUUUCCUUGCAGCAAUCCAGUGCCAUCAGCUCACAGAACAUGUGGCUAACUACCGUGAGAGCCUUUUCACCCUCGUGAUCCUCGAGGAAAAUCUUGGCUUCUCCUUCUGGUUGUGCGUUGCCAGCGCCGUAACCCAUGGAGCUAACAUUCUUGUUGUAGCCUCCAGUAAAAUUCAUCUGCCUAAAAUACAGACUAAGAAACCAGAGGAACCCACGGCCACCGGAGAUGACUUUCUCUACUGAAGAAGGAUACGCUAAAUGUGAAGUCUGUGGAGGAGGCUGUGCAUAGAGCCAAACAGAGUGUGUUCAUGUGAACUAACAUCAACUGAACCUGAGGUGACUUACGGGGUGAUAUAAGGUGAUUUACGACUAUGAACUGUGGUAGUCAUGAUGUAACUGUGCUUUCUAUGAGACAGCUUUAUUAUGUGACAAAUACAUAAAAGGAGAAUCGCUUGAAUAUGCCGUUUGUUGUGGAGGACAGCAAAAGCUUUUGACUGACAAAGCUUAUGGACAACGGCAUUAAAGUACGACACUGUGCAUGUAAUUUAAAAAACGUUACAAGUUAUAUAUGUCUCACCUAUUUUCUAGAGCUGUAAAAUGUACAAAACAUAACAAUGAACAACUACUGUCUGAUAUAUAAGAAAAAUUUAUUUAU